UUCAAAGCAUUGCAUGGCGAUGUAGCUCGAGCGAAGGGACGAUGUAGCACUGUUCCCGUCAUUUGUUUGUGUGUUUUGAGAGGAUAUAUGCACGUGAAAUUGUACAUAUGUGGAUUUUAAACUAUAACAGGACUAGAAGGUUACGUGGAUUGCAAGGGUAGCGCAAAAUGGCGAACUGCUUCGCUGAGAAACUCACCGGAGUUUCAUCGUGGAUGAGGAUUUACUUGAGUCUACAAACGGCCCUUGCGCUAGUCGGAGCCACAGUCCCCCACUUCAGUCAGUUUUACUUCACCGUGGAGCCGCACGACCUGAUCGUGAAGAAAGGCUCCAAGUCGCUCCUCAACUGUUCCGCCUACCACGGCGAGACCACCCCCAACAUACAGUGGAUGAAAGAUGGCAACUACUUAAAUUUUGAAAAUUCAGAUCGGAGUUUAUUAGCAAAUGGAUCUUUAUAUUUCAACCAAGUCCAGCAUUCUAAAACAGCCCAUCCAACUGACAAGGGCACCUACCAGUGUACAGCCACUGUCGAUGGAUUUGGAACCAUCGUCAGUCGGAAAGCUGAUCUGGAUAUUGCAUACUUGUCGAAACAUUUUAUAAAAGAGCCCGAGGACUUGGUGGUGUAUCUUGGAGAUACAGCCAUGUUUUCUUGCGAGAUUGAAGGGGUACCACACCCGAAAGUCAGGUGGAUAAAAGCUGGGAGAGCCCUCGCAAAAGCAGACAAUAUAUACCAGUAUGAUGAUGGUAUUUUAGAAAUAUAUCCUGUGAGAUUUGCAGACUUCGGGGCCUAUAGCUGUGAAGCUAAAAAUAUGGAGAGGUCUCGAACGAGCCGAGUAGCCUCACUACGUCAGAACCCCAACACAAAUAUAGAAGAAGGUGUCGCUCCUGAAUUUGUGAUGAGGCCCAAAGAUCAUCGUGCGGACUACGGAACGACUGUUGUUCUCCACUGUGGCGCCAACGGGAGGGACGUGAAGGAGGAGACACCCACGAUAAAGUGGCUGAAGGAUGGAGUCACCAUUGCUUUAGCAAACACCAAGAGUGCAAGGAUAAAGAAGGUUGGCAGUGGAAGCCUGCAGAUCACAACGUUGAAGGAGAGUGAUGGGGGCGUCUACACGUGUCGGGCUGUCAACCAGGAAGACAGCAUCGAUGCAGACACCAUGUUGACAGUAUUAGUUCCUCCCAGAUUUGUGAAGAGGCCAGCCAAUGUAUUUGCCCACACCAAUUCCGAUGUCAAAUUUGAAUGCAACAUAUAUGGAGUGCCUAAUCCCAGAAUCACUUGGCUAAAGAACGGCGAUGUGCUCUUUCCAAGUGACUACUUCCAAAUAGUCGAUGGCAAAGACUUAAAAAUACUUGGCCUCGUAAAUUCGGAUGACGGCAUUUAUCAGUGUUUUGGUGCAAACGACCUCGGCAACGUACAAGCGAGUGCGCAGCUUGUGAUUCUGCAACCUGACGUCCCCCUCCCCACCACCCCCUCUCUGUACCCCCUCAUUCAUCCAGGAGCUCUUCACGCCGACGCCAAGAACCUACCCACCGCGCCUAUCAACCUCCGAGCCGUCCUGGUGUCCACUAGAUUUGUUACGUUGUCAUGGCAACCGCCAGCGGGGAGCAUUCCAUCCGACAUCAUCGCCUACUCCGUAUUCUGGCAGGAAAAAGGAUCAGAAAGGGAGCGUGUGACCAACACGACAACCACGGAGGCGAACAUCCAGCAUCUGAAGCCACACACAGAGUACGAGUACCGCGUGAUUGCCUACAACCGGUUCGGGGCUAGUCGACAGGAGGCCAGGAUCACCGUCACUACUGACCAAGAAGUGCAUGUUCCUAGCCCGCCUGUCAACCUCCGAGCCGUGGCCAUGACCCCCACCUCCAUCAAGGUCAACUGGAACCCCCCAGUGGAGAGCAAGGGCCGGAUCUCCCACUACGUUCUCAUCUACUACGAGGUCGGCUCGGACUCCGAGAAGGAGGUGUCAGUGUACACCACAGAGCAUGUCCUCAAGAAACUCAAGAAGUUCCGCGAGUACAGCCUCCGAGUGGUGGCGCACAACCAAAACGGUCCCGGAAUGAGUACUGAAGAAUUUGUGUCAAAGACAUUUUCAGACGAACCUAGUGCCGCGCCCCAGAACUUCACUCUGGAGGUAUCCAGUGCCACGAGGAUCAUUGUCCGAUGGGAACCGCCUGCCUUGGAUAACCGGAACGGAAUCAUCACCGGCUACAAGAUCCGCUACAAGCGGCGGGGCACCAAGCAGGGAAAGACCGUCACCACGGACGGAAACAGAAACAACUACGCACUCACAGAGCUGCGUAAGGGGACUGAGUAUCAGGUUAGGAUCUCGGCUUUGACCGUCAAUGGAUCGGGUCCAGCCACGUCCUGGGAACACGUGACCACCUACCGAGAUGACCUAUCAGAAAACCAAGUACCACCUCGGCCUGCACGGUUGUCUGUGAAGCCACGGGCUAACUCCAUCAUCGUCACAUGGGCGCCGCCGCCAUCCGACUCCAAGAUCCUGGUUCGAGGCUAUGUGUUGGGAUAUGGCAAAAAUCUCCCCGAUGUGUACCGCUCCACGUUUGACGCCAACACUCAUGACUAUACAAUACAGAAUCUCCAGCCGGUGUCGGAGUAUGUGAUUUCUAUAAGAGCAUUCAACAAAGAAGGAGAAGGAGAAGUGAAAUAUGAGACAGUCACCACAAUGGAAGAGACAAAGGAACCUGCCACGCCCAUGAUGCCUCCGAUUGGUCUCAAGGCCAUUGUCCUGUCCCCGUCGACCAUUGUGUUGACAUGGGCAGAUAACACCCUUGGGAAGAGUCAGAAAAUAACGGAUAACAGAUAUUACACUGUGAGAUACACACCGCUACCUAGCCACAACCGUAGACCCAGGCAGCUCAACUCCACCGAUCUUAACGCCCAUGUUGAUGGUCUCAAGCCAAACACACAGUAUGAGUUCUCUGUCAAGGUCAUCAAAGGUCGCCGACAGAGCACGUGGAGUAUGAGUGUGAUCAACACUACGCAAGAAUCAGCGCCUGGUUCGGAGCCGAGAGACUUGACCCCAGUGGCUGUGGAGGGCAACCCCCUCUCUGUCACACUCAACUGGCAACCCCCCCAGAAACCAAACGGUUUAAUCACAGGGUACUUGAUAUUUUACACAACGGACUCCAACCAGGCCGACAGAGACUGGGUGUUGGAGGGCGUGGUCGGAGAUCGGUUGUCUACUGUGAUCAGUGAUCUCACCCCGGACACGACCUACUAUUUCAAGGUUCAAGCUCGGAAUCGGAAAGGCUAUGGACCAAUGUCGGAAACCAAGAUCUACAAAACACCAAAAAUGGACAGAGCAGCGAUGACGGAUUCCGACGAACAGGGUGGCCUGUCCAUGAACAUCAUCAUCAUCAUCAUUGCGGUUGCCGUGGGAAUAAUAUUUUGCAUCGUCAUCAUCGUGGUUGGUGUUCUGCUGUGCAAGAAGCGUGACGCUCAGCGCCAGGAUAUAAGAAGCUACAAGUCCCCAAACAAGCCCCUGAAGGGGAUGCCCAAGGAUGUGAAGCCCCCAGACCUGUGGAUCCAUCAACCCAACCACAUGGAGAUGGGCAAGAUGGACAAGUCCCAGCGCAGCGAGUCCAACAUGUCCGUCGCCACCAGCACGCUACGUCGGUCAUCGCGAGGCUCCUCUGACCGGCUGGACGAGUUCCCUCCAGGGCUGGACAUCAUGGACAAACGGAGAAACUCUUUUGUUGGAGAGAGUGGGUACCCCUCGAGUGGGGAAGAAAGAUACCAACCGGCACAUCAGAGGAGCAUCGUCCGUCCGAAACCCAUCACCAUCCCAGUGGAUGCACAGCCUCUACAGAAAGAACCGGUUGCCACAGUAACAGCAUUACCAAAUGGUCACAUUACCCAAAUGAUUGACCCGCGAGACGUCGGAGGUCAUCCCAUGCGACCUGUGUACCCUCGAACCCAGUACAACACUCAGUACACUUCAACGCCCCGCGUCAACGCCGGAGAUAUACCUCAGUCAAGCUCAAGCCCUAUCUCACCUGAAUCACCAACCCAAUAUGAUCAGCAAGCAAACACAUUCGCUGAGUCGACAAGUGGGGUGGUCUCGUCAGAGGCCUUGAAGGUUUCACUGGGGCGCACCCCCAACCCGCUGCGGAGUUUUGCUCUCCCUGGCCCCCCUUCCCCAGGAGCUACCCCACCCAGACACAUAGUUAAACCACAGCCUAACCUUAGUCCUUACAAGAAGCCCACUCCGCCUAUCACGACCGGACCCAUCAAGUCUCGGUCACCUCUCCCACUGAUCACCUCCAAAGCACCGGACGUGACGCUCAAAGCGGGGAAAUCGGGAAAAGAAGACAAUGGCAUGGAGAAAUCUCUGAGUACGGAGGAGCUGACGGCGGAGAUGGCAAACUUGGAAGGCCUGAUGAAAGAUCUGAAUGCCAUUACACAACAGGAGUUUGAAUGCUAACAACGAUGGGUGGGCCACUAGAGCGUGUUGAUAUUGUUAUAUAUAUGUAUUUAUAUGACAAUACUACUGUGAGAGGACACAGCCCCAGCAGUGGCUUUCUAUUGGAUGUGUAGUCAGGUUACUAUGACGACAGCAUUUAUAGUACACGGCAUACGUGUACUACUCGCCGGACAACUUGUUAUACGAUAUGGACUCCAGAGCAGAGACGAAGAUAUUUCUUCAAAAUUUCAUAAGUCAUUUCUGCUGAAGGGCUCAAGAAAAGAUUUCUGCGUGUGGACUGUGUGGGAAUGGAACACUAAUACAGUGAGGUUUGAAGUUGACUUUUCACAGCAAAGGGAUUACAUUCACAAGCAAAGAUUAUUGGCCGAUUUUCUGACGUAGUUGAUCCAGUUAUCUCCCUUUGCUUUGUAACACAUUUCCAUUGUCGUGUCGCUGCCUGUUUGGUUGUGAAGUUCUGUCAAGCUGUAGUGGAAAAUGUCACGUCUGCAGUAUUAGCAAAGGGAGAUAAUUCUGAGAGAAGACAGUGGUGCUAUUUGUGUCACAACUACCCAGAAUGUCUGUCAGUUGAAGACUUGGAACAACAGCAACUGCCUUAUGAACAAACACUUUGUACAUGUUUUAGAAGUGCUGGCCAACUAGCUGAGCAAUAUAUGAUCAACUGCUGAAUUUCUUUCAAGUCAUGAAAAAUACCAUAUUUCUUUGGAAUGUUUGAGUUUCUCAAUAAAGUAAAAAAUAUAUCCACGGGAAUAUGUGCUUUUCUAGAUACAUGUGUUCUAAGGUAUUAUAUUCUAACUGUUUGAACAAGAACUUUAAUUGGGUUGGCCUAUUAGGGACUAAAGUCAUAUUUCCCUCAUUUUGAAUUAGCGAAAUAAUAAUAUAUCGCCAAAGUUUGAAGGAAAGUACUAUUGUAGGCAAGAAAUAUUUUUUUUCGCAAAAAAGACACUAUUGAAAUAAUCAUAAAAUGGAGAAUUUAUCCAGGAAAAAAGGUUUAGUGCUUUAAAUAUGUAAUUGGAGAAUUUUUAGAUAUAAAUGAACAAACUACGCAAUGUUAUGACAACUCGAACACUUUAAAGAAAUAUGGUUGUCAAUAGCUUGGACAGAGAUAUUCCAAACAUAGGUCGGUACAACAGCGAAGCCGUUCAAGGGUUGGAACAUGAAUAUUCAUGAGGUUCAUUAUGCAUACUGGAUCAGAACAUUAUUAUUGAGGGUGGACAGGUAUUUACAUCCCACAAUAAUUAGGUAAUUGAACCAUUGACUUACUUGAAGCUGAAGUAUGACAAAUUGAUUUCAACCCCAAAUAUCAAGUUUUAUAGAAAAAGAAUAACGGGGUCAAAAUACAAAGUUCUCAAAAAAAGACAUUUUGACCUGACAAGUAAGACCCAGCGUCCGUUUGAACCGACCUGAAUAAGUCACGAGCCUCCCUCUGGACCGCUCCGCUGUUAAGAUGAAGCACCCUUCACCUUUGUAUCAAUAUCUAGAAGUAGAGGGCCAAAACCAAAUAAAUAUUUGUCAGCUUGUGUUUACUUAUAGUUGACUAACGAUCUUCCACCACAGCCCUUGUGUUUUGUCCAAUGCCAAAGUACGUAAGGCACACCCAUUUUGUAUGAAAUUGCUUUCCUGCAUCAUGACUUGUACAUAAGGUUCUCUAUGUGUAUUGAACAUUUAAAGCUACAUGACCAUGAAGCCUGCCUGUAGCAGAAAUAGUUGCUGUGCUGAUAUCAUUGUUGUCUUCACUUUAAAGUCCAUUUUGUUGUUGUUUAUGCAAGUUCUGCAUUCGACUGAAUAAGCGCCCAGGGCACUCUCAAAAUUAGAAAUAUGGGGCUUGUAUUAGAAUAUAAUUUUGGUGGGAAAAAAAGAGCUGAAAGAUCAUAAAUGUUGUUGUUUAUGCUGACAGCCUUAAUGAUACAAAGGAAAGUCUGUGCGUAUUAUACACAACAAAUAUAUAUUUCCUGAAUUUAAUAUCCCAUAAUUAAGAGUGCAUAUAACACACAAGUGUGUAUAAUACAUGAAUGAAUAAGUCUUGUAUACGUUGAUCAAUUUGAAGGGGUGCUGAUUGGGAUUGUUCACUUGCCAAUAUAUUAGCAAAUUUCGUCGUGGGCCUUUAUUAGAGCAGGGCGCUUAUUACGUCGAAUACAGUAUUUGGAAAGUGAUUAUUUUAAGAUGCAAAGUGUGAAUAUUCAUAUACUUUGUACUAAUGGUCAAAAUUACUAUGCGGUUUUAGUUGCAUUGAUACCUUUGUAUUUUUACAAGGUCAACAAAUAAUUAUUGUGAUUUUUUCAAAUAGUUUUUAUUACAUUUUUAUGACUGCAAUUCAUUGUCAUCAUCUUUUACCCCUCGUAUUAAUCUAUUAUUUAUGCCAUAUGAACAAAGUGAAAAUUACCUCAAACAUAUACAUUUUUCUCUAGUGUUGAUUAAGCAUGAAACUGUAUUUGAAAGUUUUAUUUUGAAUAUAAUGUACAGAAAAUAAUGUUGAAUAAUUUUAGAAAGAAAUGUGAAUUGUGUAUACAUAGAAAGAGACUUAAUAGCUUUGAAGGCUCUUUGAAAAUGUUUCGAAAUCACCAUGCAGUGUUCUUAUGUUUAAUUAUUCUGUUGCAACUCAGUACAUGAUGGUCAACGAUGGGCAACUUCCGUCUCCGACUGUCUGGCAGUACUUUAAAGUGUUGAACUGUUCUUGACCAAAGAAGCAUCUAUUUAUUUGACAUCAACCAUACUUUUUUCCGAUGUUCAUGAAGUUUCAACCCUUAAGAAUCUGAACUGUUGGAAAAAACGAUUGACAGUGUUUCAUCUCAACACUUUUCAGAUUUAAAUAUUGAUAUGAAAAGAAAUUGCAUUGUAUGGUAUCUCAUUCUUCGUGUUGGGUGAAAUAUUUUCUCUUUGAAGAGUCUUGACAGGAAUUUUGUCUGUUGCUGAGAUAAUUUAGUUGUUUUGAUAGGCUGCGCCUUAACUAUGACAGCAGUUUCGAGAAGAAAUUGUACAUUUCUGCCACUGGUUUCCAUAGAAACAACUUAUGUAUUGUGAGGGUGAACAUGAAACAUUUGAUUAAGUAGUGCAAUCAAAUGCAUAUUUUGUUAUAUGCAUGCAAAAAACCCAGAAUAACCUUCUUGCCCUAUAUGAAAGUGAAACAAAAUUUAUUUGGUGAGAAUGACCUUGGUAUAUCAAGGCCGUAGUUAACUUUUUUUGACAGGGGGGGCAAAUAUUUGUACAAGUAUCACUUGUCCCCAACUUCAUUCAAAUAAAA
Molecule: messenger RNA, 7680 nt
Organism: Haliotis rufescens (red abalone)
Lineage: Eukaryota; Metazoa; Mollusca; Gastropoda; Lepetellida; Haliotidae
Product: neogenin-like
Exons: 24
Coding region: 168-4442 (1424 amino acids)
Biological process (GO): cell-cell adhesion
Cellular component (GO): membrane
Molecular function (GO): protein binding
Source: RefSeq, a predicted model, not a curated record